Molecule: messenger RNA, 869 nt
Organism: Ziziphus jujuba (common jujube)
Lineage: Eukaryota; Viridiplantae; Streptophyta; Magnoliopsida; Rosales; Rhamnaceae
Product: calmodulin-7
Exons: 2
Coding region: 100-549 (149 amino acids)
Molecular function (GO): calcium ion binding; enzyme regulator activity
Source: RefSeq, a predicted model, not a curated record
UUCCCUCUUCAUUUUCCAAAGAAACGCAAAGAAAAAAAGAAAAAAAGAAAAAAAAAAACCGAGAAAAAAAGCGGUUUUUGUGAAGAAAAAGAAACUGCAAUGGCCGAUCAACUUACUGAUGAUCAGAUCUCCGAGUUCAAGGAAGCUUUCAGCCUCUUUGACAAAGAUGGCGACGGUUGUAUCACUACCAAGGAGCUUGGGACUGUGAUGAGGUCGUUGGGGCAGAACCCUACUGAGGCUGAGUUGCAGGACAUGAUCAAUGAGGUCGAUGCUGAUGGUAACGGGACCAUUGACUUUCCUGAGUUCCUAAAUCUCAUGGCCAGAAAGAUGAAAGAUACUGACUCUGAGGAGGAGCUGAAAGAGGCAUUCCGUGUUUUUGACAAAGAUCAGAACGGUUUCAUUUCUGCUGCUGAGCUGCGCCAUGUGAUGACAAACCUUGGUGAGAAGCUAACUGAUGAAGAGGUGGAUGAGAUGAUUCGUGAAGCUGAUGUUGAUGGCGAUGGCCAGAUAAAUUAUGAGGAGUUUGUCAAGGUUAUGAUGGCGAAGUGAUGACCCCACAGCCACUAAAUUUAUUAAAUGAACAUGAUCUUCAAAUUAUCAAAAAUUAAAAAAAGGAAAGGAAAUCAAGGUUGACUAAUAUAGAGCGAUUCCUAGUUUCCUUUCUUUUUAAUUUUUAUGUGAUGGGUUUUGUAGUUGAGCCUUUAGAGACGUAGUUGCCUGUUCUGGUGGUAUGGUGGCAGUUGUGUUUGUUGUCGUCAGGGAAGUUCAAUUGUUUUCUUUUCUUUUCCAAUUUUUGGUCUCUUUUGAACUUUUGACUGCCAUGGGAGGAUUCAUUGUUCAAUGUUUGGUUGGAUGGCUUAUUUUUGUUG